Messenger RNA from Notechis scutatus (mainland tiger snake), 767 nucleotides. Lineage: Eukaryota; Metazoa; Chordata; Lepidosauria; Squamata; Elapidae. The record is from RefSeq and is a predicted model, not a curated record.
CAAACACAAUUAUGCCUUGGAAGAUGCAAGGAGAAAUUAAAGAUGAUGAUUCUGGAUGUGGUGAUCGUUUGACUCCUGAGGUGACAAGUGCAUCUUCUUCCGGAAACUCUGAUGCAAUGUGUAUAAGAAAUGCUGCUCUUCUAUAUAAGUGCAUUGCAGACAACAAAUUCAUUAUAGCAGUUGUUGUAAUCACAUCUUUGAUCAUUGCUAUAAUUUUAUUGGCUGUUAAAAAAACAGAAAUAUAUCCGCCUUGUCCUCUCCUCGCAAGCCAAGGUGUUGCCUGCCCAGAUUCCUGGGUUGGAUACAGGGGGAAAUGUUUCUAUGCAUCAAAAGAAGAAAGGAAUUGGACUGUCAGUUUAGAGACCUGUUCUUCAUUUAAUGCCUCCUUGGCUGUGAUUGAUAAUCAGAAUGAAUUGGAUUUUUGGGUAGCCUUUUUCCAUCCGUUUCAUUACUGGUUUGGUCUCUCAAGAGAGGUUAACCAGACCUGGAAAUGGUCCAAUGGCACAGAGUUUAAAAAUCGGUUUCCAGUGCGAGGGGAAGGCUUCUGUGCAUAUCUAAAUGGAAAAGGGGCUGAUAGCACCUUGUGUUCCAUGGAGAAACUUUUUCUCUGCAGCCGGCCAGAAAGUUGUAAGACAACUGGAUAACACAACUUAAUCCAAAGGAGGAACUUUUGCAGUAUGAUUCACAUUUUAAUACAGAAAAUUCUGUGCCCUUAUUGGCCUUAUCAGCCAUUUGCGGAGACACCAUGGAUAGUCCACUACCUGCUA